Molecule: messenger RNA, 2450 nt
Organism: Archocentrus centrarchus (flier cichlid)
Lineage: Eukaryota; Metazoa; Chordata; Actinopteri; Cichliformes; Cichlidae
Gene: gpr137
Product: G protein-coupled receptor 137
Exons: 8
Coding region: 221-1369 (382 amino acids)
Biological process (GO): positive regulation of TORC1 signaling
Cellular component (GO): lysosomal membrane
Source: RefSeq, a predicted model, not a curated record
CUGAUUGGUGGUUGAACUCAAACCAGAGGCCGCGCCCACAACACUUUUCUUACGUCACACAUGCGGAAACAAAGAGGGAUUGCUGUUCGGCUACGCAUCCUGGAUGUUCGUGCUCGCAAAAGGUCACUCAUCUAAUCCCACGAGACGAAGAAGAUAAGCUGAGGUUCUCUGAUGAUGAUGAUCAUGAUGAUGACAGUUGUUUAAUCCCAUCAGUACUUCAAUGGAAGCUCAAGACACAACCCCCACUCCUCCCAACUCCUCCACUCCGCCUUCGCCGAUCCCCCUGGAUCCAGCUGUUGCCCCCUCGGUCCAGUUAGGUUUUACUAUCCUCUACACCACUUUGUACGCCAGCCUCUUCGUGGUGGUGUACGUACAGCUGUGGCUUCUCUACAUCUAUGGACACAAGCGAUGGAGUUACCAGAGUGGCUUUCUGUACCUCUGCCUGCUGUGGGCUGCCCUUCGCACCACCUUGUUCUCCUUUUACUUCUAUAAUGCUCUGGAAGCCAACCACCUACCCGUUGCAGUGUUUUGGCUCCUUUAUUGCUUCCCUGUGUGCCUGCAGUUUUUCACUCUCAACCUCAUUAACCUCUAUUUCACUCAGGUGUUAGUGAAAGUGAGACAAGUGGACAAAGGACUCUGGGCAUCGCGGUGUUUGUAUGGUGGACUGAGCACCAUCUUCCUUUGUGUCAACUUGGUGUGUGCGGCUCUUGGGGAACGAACCAGCGAUGGCGAGAGGGGAGAGCGAACCUGGAAUCUAGUCCUGGUUCGAGUCGUGGUCAAUGACUUGCUCUUCAUCCUGGAAGCGGUGCUGCUGGCUGUUUCUCUGUCUCUCCUGACCCGACACUCGCGUUCUGCCAGCAUCCACCUAAUCAGCAAGGGAACCCCAGUGUGGCGUACAGCAGCACUGGGAGCAGCAGUGAUCUUCCUUUUUAUUAGCAGAGCCUGCUACAACCUGACAGUCCUCUUUCUGUCCCAGAAGUAUCGGGUGGAGUCCUUUAACUAUGAUUGGUACAAUGUCUCUGACCAGGCUGACUUGGAGAGUGAAAUCGGCGACAGGGGCUACCUGGCCUUUGGUGCCAUUCUCUUCAUAUGGGAGCUGCUCCCAACUGGCCUCCUCAUCCUUAUCUUCAGAGUUCGCCGGCCUGCUCAGGAGAACAGCAUCAUGGCCAUCAACAACAGGGUCCUACCUCGGCCAUAUUUCUUUGAUGACCCUGAAGGCAGCGAUGAGGACAUACCCGCUCCAUGGGCGAACAGUUCAAAUUCAAACAUAAGCUGGUACGGAUCAGAGACCGCUCCGCUCCUAUUUGCCAACAAUCUUCCAGACCAGAAUCACCAGCACCACACUUUCUAUUCCACUCCUCAAAACUGACUCCAUCUCUCAGCCCACCCUGAGCUGUUGUGGCUUUGACAUCCAUCUCAAGGACAAGCACACGCACACACACACACACACUCAUGCACACAUACACACAGCUGGUAGUCCCUCCCCGUGUGAGCAAAUUUGCACUGAAAAACCUCAGGAAAUCACCACCAGUGAAUAUGCACCUUGCAGUUUUCUAAAGGGACUAUAUUUAAAAUUAUUUUCCUAGUUUAAAGGGAACAAACUGUAGAAAAAGAUCUACCUGAUUUAACUGGCCAGUGUUGUUCUCUCAUGAAGGUUAAACUGAGCUUUUACCCUUCACACACAAUGUGGAGAGACUCUUACAUUCCUUAAAAAAAACGGCACAUGUAGCUUCAUUUGCAUUCCUGUCUACGAUGCUACAAUCAUAAGCUGACUGAUACUAACGUGCAGUUGAACUGUAACUUUUCUUUUAGACAGGAUCACAUCGUGAUCAUUUGUAUUUAGUCUGACUUUUUUGGAAUUUGGUGUCUGUAACAAAGUACUGUUUUAAGACCAGUAAUGUCUUUUGACAGAUUUAAUAUACUUGUAUUUUCUGAUCUCAGAUCUGUGAUCUCCCAGUAUAGUUUUUUUUUUUUUUUCUUUUCUAAAGGUCAGUGUCUGCUGUUUGGUUUGUUUCCCAUAUUUGUAAAUAGUUAUAAGUAUAAUUUUAACAUUUUUAAGUUGAUUCAGGUUUUUAUUGCAUCUCUCUGUGAGUUUAACUUAUUUUAUAACUGUGGUCCUACCUUUAAUUGUAGCUGAAAAUCAAAUGCUACUCUGCUUUUAUGCCUUUUAUGCAAAGGAACUAACUCAUAGUCUGUCACUCACCUGUGGUUUAGACGUAUCCACGUUACAGGCGUGUUGCUGUGCAGGCUGCAAACUAAUACAAAAACAUCAGAAGAAACCUGCCGAGCCUGUUGCCAAGCAGGAAAUACAGUACAUGUGGGAGAUGCAUUAUGCAUUUUAGGCCUGUUACUACAAAAAAACUGAUUAGAAUCAAGUGAGGCGUGUGACCCACUCUUUGAAAUUCAGUUCUACUUUUUUUGUCUUUUGUUAUUGUUGAAUGAUGAUAAAG